UUCCUCUGGCUUGGACAGCAGACAACAGAGUUCUCACAGACUGAUAGUACUUGAACAGUCGCUGUGCUGAUUGUAGGAACCAGCAAGGAGAAAGAAAGAGCUUCCUUGUGAUGGUUUAUUUCAGGAGCAGAUGGGCUAAAGUGGACAUAACGUAUGUUAAAGACACUUUUUUAAAGACUUCACUGUUUUUGACAAAGUCGGCAUCUUUGAACUGUUACCUGUAAUUUAGGACCACUCAAAAAGGUAAAGAUGAGGUCCAGGACCAGCGAUACGGAGGGGCCAGAGAACAGACCACUCAAACCACUCGCUAAAAUCCACAACAUAGAGAAGGAAGGAAGCAUACAGGAUCUGAUGAAGAAGAAAAGCAAAUCUCAGAAGGAGAAAGAGACCAGUGAAGAGAAGCUUAAUGUGUCUGGACCUUUGAAGAGUCCGCAGAACCCUCAUGAAAUACAGCAGAGAAAAGCUGGACUGAUGGAUCUGUCUAAAGAAGAUCUCGUUCAUCUACUGGGAGUCAUGGAGGGAGAAGUUCAGGCGCGUGAAGACAUUAUCCACAUGCUACAGUCUGAGAGAACACGGCCUGAGGUUCUAGAAGCUCAUUAUGGUUCUGCAGCUCCAAUCAAACCUCUUCAAGCUCUGCAGAGAGACAGUCUGAUGAAAAGCAAUGACAUGAUGAGAGAUGACGUGUAUGAGAUACCCAUGAUUGAGUUGGACCGUUUGGAGGAGAAACAGCGGGAGACAUACAGACGAAUGCUAGAACAGCUGCUGUUGGCAGAGAAAUGCCACAGACGGACAGUUGCAGAACUGGAGGGUGAAAAACGCAAGCACGUCGACUUCAUGAACAAAAGUGACGAUUUCACCAACCUUCUGGAACAGGAACGAGAGAGACUCAAGAGACUGUUGGAACAAGAGAAGGCGUACCAGGCUCGUAAGGACAAGGAUCACAGCAAACGUCUUGAGAAAGUUCACGAGGAGCUUGUCAACCUGAAAUCAUUUGCACUCAUGCUGGUGGAUGAAAGGCAGCUUCAUAUUGAGCAGGUUGACCAGCAGAAGCAAAAGAUCCAGGGCCUCAACAAGAAGCUUCAUGAAAGGGAACAACAGCUUGAGAUCGCCAACAGCAAAGCUAAAGAAGACAGCCAAAAUAUCCAGAGGUUGGAGCUGGACCUAGAGCAUAAGACCACCAACUUUGUACAGGAACAUGAGGAGAUGACCGCCAAACUGGCCAAACAGGAUUCUGAGAGCCGACAGCUGCGUCUGAAGCUGGCAAGCCUGUCACGCAGGAUUGAGGAGCUGGAGGACACCAAUCGUAAACAGCAGAAAUGUGAGGAGGACCUGCAAGACCUUCGCGAAAAGAUAAGCAGAGGGGAGUGUGGAAACUCCAGCGUUAUGGCUGAGCUGGAGAAUCUUCGGAAGAGAGUGCUGGAGAUGGAGGGCAAAGACGAGGAGAUCACGAAAACAGAGGCACAGUGCAAGGAGCUAAAGAGGAGACUUCAAGAUGAGGAGAACCAUAGUUGUGAGCUGAAACUGGAGGUGGAGAAACUGCAGAAGAGGAUGAUGAAUCUAGAGAAACUGGAGGGAGCUUUUAAUGUGAGCAAAUCAGAGUGUGCUCAGCUUCACACCAACCUAGAGAGAGAAAGAUCCUUGAUGAAGAACUUGGUGUGCGAGCUAGAAUCAGUUAAAAACCACAUAAAAGAACUUGAGUGCUCGGAGACAAGACUGGAAAAGGCUGAGAUGAGUGUAAAGGAUGACUUGACAAAACUUAAGUCAUUCACAGUGAUCCUAAUGGAUGAGAGAAAGAACAUGGCGGAACGAAUCAAACAGGAGGAGCAGAAAAGUGAAGAAAUAAACAAUAUGUUUAAAGCUGAGCAGUGCAAAGUCAUGGUGGUGACGGAAAAGCUAAUCGAGGAGAGUAAAAAGCUUCUUAAACUGAAGUCAGAGAUGGAGAUGAAAGUAUCCACCCUAACCAAGGAAAAAGAGGACCUGAAGUCUGAACUUGCAAGUGAAGAAGAGAAAAGGAAGGAUCUGAGUGCAAAGAUAGGUCAGAUGCAAAGUAAAAUGGACGAGAAAAUGGAGGCAGAAUGUGAAUCUUCUAGAAACAGUGUUUAUAUGGACAAGGUUGGAUAUCCUGAUGAGGACAACAAGGUAAAGGAACUCACACGGGAGAUCGAGAGACUCAGGAACCGCCUGAAAAAGCUUGAGGUUGUGGAGGGUGAUUUGUUGAAGACAGAGGAUGAGUAUGACCUGCUCGAGAAGAAGUUUAGAACUGAGCAAGACAAAGCCAAUGCACUGUCACAGCUUCUGGAGGAAAUGAAGAUGCAGAUCACCAAGAACAAGGCCAUAGAAAAAGGAGAGUUGGUAAGCCAAGAAGCUGAGAUGAGACUACGUUGCAAGAUAGAAGAGGCCAAAACAAGAGAUCUUCAGGCCGAUGUCCGAGCUCUAAAGGAGAAGAUUCAUGAGCUCAUGAACAAGGAGGAUCAGCUGUCACAGCUUCAAGUAGACUACACAUUUCUCCAACAGAGGUUUUUUGAAGAGGAGGAUAAAAAUAAAAACAUGAGUCAAGAAGUUCUCAAACUAACCACAGAGCUGGAAUCCACUAAACGCUACAGCCGUGCCCUGAGACCCAGCAUGAAUGGAAGAAGACUUGUGGACGUUCCUGUGGCUUCUACUGCAGUCCAGACUGAUGGAGAUAUCAGUCAGCACAUGGAGUACGAGACUCCAGCUGUGUUCAUCCAGAAGUCGUUUCUGGAGGAAAAUCAUAUCAUGAGCAAUUUGAGACAAAAAGGUCUCAAGAAACCAACAGUGCUGGACCGUUAUCCACCGGCAGCUGCAGAGUUGGGGAUGAGAAAAUCAUGGAGCCCUUGGAUGAAAAAGAAAGAUGCCGUAACUAUCACACAGGAGCGUCCCUCAGACCAAACAAACCAACAGGUCAAUGGAACAACAUUGCCAUCAUCACCAGAACUAUCCAUGUCUCAGAAAACCGGUCAGCCACUCCAUAUUAAGGUGACCCCAAACUAUCAAAACAGCACGGCUAGAUUGGAGAUCACCAGCCCAUGUGCUGAGGACUUCUUCUCCAGUACCACUAUCAUACCAACUCUUGGACUCCAAAAACCCCGCAUAACAAUCGUUCCUUCUUCUAUGCUGCCAAAAUCCAAGGCCAAUGAAGGGGCUACUGGACCUGAACGAGUGAAGUCUCCAGUCACUAUCACGACCAUCUCCAGAGCUAAAUCUCCAGAAAAAGGCAAAGAACAACCUACCUCACCUCUGUCCAUCAUCACUGUUAGCGCCGUCCCAGUCUCUCAGGCGUGUGGGUCUCCAGAACCCCAAGAGUCGACCAUGGGAAGGGCUGUGUUUAAGUUGACCCCUGAAAAGCAGACCGUUCCAUUGCCCAUCCGGAAGUACAACUCCAAUAUUAUCACCACAGAAGACAACAAGAUCCAUAUCCAUCUGGGAUCACCUGGGUUCAAGAAACCUCAGGAUGACAGAAGUGGAACAGUAACGGUUUGGCCUAAAGGUGUUAGCUCAGAGAUGUCUACAGGAACAGUUGUGCGCUCUCUUCGACAGGGUAACUCAACCCAGGGCAAAGUAACCAGCAGCAUUACAAUUACCCCUAUCACCUCUGCCCCUUCAAGAUCGACUCAAUCUGUCUUGCUUCUGAAAUGUUUCAAAAUGAUAUCAGGGGGUGUCUGCUCCCUAGAUAGCUCUCUUUCAAGCAUGGAACGGAUGUGCUGUCACCUCGCUCCACGGCAACACGAAUCCCCGUGUCAAAAGAGAAUGUUGGCUCCAUGUGAAUCGAGAGCCGUGCUGAGAAUUUAAUUCAGAUGUGCUCCUGCUUCACUAUAAUCUACUUCCACACCUGAGGUGACAGUGAGCCCUGGAAACUCUGACACGGACAGAAUGGGUUGCAGAUCUAUCAAACUGGGUUAAAGAAGCACAACGAUCUGUAGUCUGGUGGAAUAUAUGCACCACAGUCUAUGAUUAAAGACAUUAAGACAGACUGGAGACUGUCGAACACUGGAUGCCAGUAAAGAAGGAUAGAGAAAGAAAAGUCAUGAUUUUGAGAUGCAAAUGAAAAGUUGCAGUAUUUGAGACACCCUGGUCUUUUUCUUUUUUUGUUUGUUGAUGUAUUAUAAGAUGAAUUGCUUCGAUGAGAGAACAUAUUUGAUUGAAGUCAGCAUGAAAUCAAAAUGGAUCCUAUUUAUUAGGGUGAACUUGACCUUCAGUUUCCACGUCCAAAAAGCCUCAAAAUUGUGUGCCGGUCUGGUACUGGUGAUGUUUCAGUAUUUUUAGUUCUCCACUAGUCUAUUUCCAGAGCUUAUGCUGUAUUCAGAUGAUCAAUAAUCACACAAAAUAUCGAUACUGAAUAUUUUUAAUAAAUGAGUAAUUUCAUUAUUUAUUUACCCCCCAAAAAACAAAAAACGAUUGGGUUUAAUAAGAUUCAAAGUGACAAAAAAUGGGAUAAUUUGAUCGAUUUCUUCUUUGGCUCUUAAUGCGCAGUACUGACCGAAACACACAACUGCUCAUUUCUUAUAAAUGCAUAUUAGAAUUGGUUAUAAAGCUAACAACAAACAACAAUAAAUGUCUGAUAAUUUACGACUUAGGCCUAUGAAUAAAAAAAAAAGCAUGGCUUUCAGAAAUAGUCUAACGUUAAAUGGAUAAAAUUACCAAUAGUAUUUCCAGUAAUGCAAAAACAGUACUUGUAUAGGCCCUUUUUGGUACUUGGUAUCAAAUCGAAAAGAAAAUAUGUGGUAUCGCUCAUUCGUGUCCUCCACAAGCCACUGCAACCUCCAGUUCUGCCUCCAUUAUGAUACGCCCAUGUAACGUAGUUCAAUGGAAAGGAGGCGAGAACCGGCUUGUCGACAUAAAUAAUAUUUUAAUGAUUAAACUUAAACGGCACACACACACACACACAUGUUGUGUUUCCAUGUUUUAUGGGGACUUUCCAUAGACAUAAUUGUUUUUAUACUGUACAAACUUUAUAUUCUAUCCCCUAAACCUAACCCUACCCCUAAACCUAACCCUCACAGAAAACUUUCUGCAUUUUUACAUUUUCAAAAAACAUAAUUUAAUAUGAUUUAUAAGCUGUUUUCCUCAUGGUUACCGACAAAAUGUCCCCACAAGGCCAAAAAUUUCGGGUUUUACUAUCCUUAUGGGAACAUUUGGUCCCCACAAAGUGAUAAAUACAGGCUCACGCACACGCACACGCACACACACACACACACACACACACACACACACAUGUUGUGUUUCCAUGUUUUAUGGGGACUUUCCAUAGACGUAAUGGUUUUUAUACUGUACAAACUUUAUAUUCUAUCCCCUAAACCUAACCCUACCCCUAAACCUAACCCUCACAGAAAACUUUCUGCAUUUUUACAUUUUCAAAAAACAUAAUUUAGUAUGAUUUAUAAGCUGUUUUCCUCAUGGGGACCGACAAAAUGUCCCCACAAGGUCAAAAAUUUCGGGUUUUACUAUCCUUAUGGGGACAUUUGGUCCCCACAAAGUGAUAAAUACACGCUCACACACACACACACACACACACACACACACACACACACACACACACACGAUGGACAUGUCCGUAAACGAUCUCUCUCUUGUCGCACCACCGUCUGCCAUUGGCCUUUAUCCCUCUCCGAGGCUUAAUUAGCCUGAUAUUGGACCGGAUGUGUAUAAUCACGACCCGGCCCGCCCUCCGCCCUGCCAUAGCCCACUUUUCACAAUCCAAUCAGUUCCUGACAAAUCAAAUCAAAUCAAAUCAAAUCCACUGUUUCAUGUUGACUUCAAACGCUGGUCUAAUAUUAAAUAAAGUGUUUGCUAAACGUUUCAUGAUCAGGGAUCAUUUAUGAAGAAUUCCUUUGCUAAUGGCACUGAUGUGUUUCAAUAAAUA
Messenger RNA from Xyrauchen texanus (razorback sucker), 5881 nucleotides. Its product is annotated as filamin-A-interacting protein 1-like. The record is from RefSeq and is a predicted model, not a curated record. Bases 250 to 3810 code for a protein of 1186 amino acids. Lineage: Eukaryota; Metazoa; Chordata; Actinopteri; Cypriniformes; Catostomidae. The transcript has 8 exons.